This is a messenger RNA of Argiope bruennichi, 1711 nucleotides long. RefSeq lists its product as uncharacterized. Lineage: Eukaryota; Metazoa; Arthropoda; Arachnida; Araneae; Araneidae. The coding region runs from base 469 to 1683 and encodes 404 amino acids. The transcript is spliced from 2 exons. The record is from RefSeq and is a predicted model, not a curated record. Gene Ontology annotation, biological process: intracellular signal transduction.
UGAGUGGGUGGCCGGCUCAGUGAGUUCCCCUUGCUUUGUUUACCUCUUGGCGAUCAUCCACAAUACCGGAAGUAUCACCAUCAAUACGCCUCUUUCUCUUCAGUUGCUAUGUAUUGAGUCUACAAACAAAUGAAACUAACAUGUUAUCAAAAUUCUACGCAUUACUGAUGAUUCUAAAUACACAUCUUCGCUCUGUCGUUACUUCGCUCAACGGUGAAAAAAAAUCAGAUUCGUCCCUCACGUUAACAGCGGAUUCGAAUGUGAGAUCUCCAUAUCAGUGCUUGCGUCAGAAAUGGAUGGAUGUGUGGAGAAUCCUAUUGAUCUGGUAAAAGUUCUCCAGCGAAGAUAACAACCUACCGCGUGUUUUAAAAUCCUCCAUCUGUAAUCAACAGGUGUCAACUCUGGUUGCCCGGCGAAAUCUCCAAGAGUCUCUGUGGAAACGUAUUUUUAUUUUUUCAAACGAAUAUUAUGGCAGAAUACGGCAAGUAUUCCAAAAAUUCUCUCUUCAGAGUCGUCUCUUUGAGUGAUGCUAGAAGCAUAGUGUAUUAUAGUAGUAUUGUUCACAAAUCGGUGACGCAUUUAGAUUUGAAUAUUGGCGAGUAUUCCUCUUUUAAAAGAGAGAUUGGAACUUUAAAUCGUCAUUCUGCAAGAGCUUCUCAGAUUUGUGUUCAGACAAAAGAAGGGACGAAAACCCUGACUGAAGAUGGAAAGUUUUUGUGUCCUACCCUCCAUUUCAAAUUAACGUUUACGAAGUCUUUCAGAGCUAUACGCUAUAUUGAUAUAUGUGCCUAUUGCCUCGAACGAAAUAUCCAGAGUCUUCAAGUAGAUAAGCUUUCCGUUCAUAGAAUUUGGUUCGAAAGAUCUCUACAGAGGUUUGUGGUAUUAUUCAUCAAGCAAGCCAAACGGAAGUUGGCUUCUUUAAAGAUGUUCUCACACUUCAGUUGUAUGAGUUCAUUUCUUAUGACCGACAAAUGCUUAAUAUGCUGCUGCUUUAACAUUUUAUGCGUCGAGUAUUAUAAUAUCAAUGCAGUGAAAGGUAUUUUUAUUGCUCUGAAUAUUCCGGAAUUCCAGAAUGAACCUCUCAUAGUGAAUGAAUACCUCAUCUAUCAUAACUGUUUAUCAAAUGGGAACAGGUUACCUGAAACCACCGAUUUCGGACAAUUUUUUAUGGGUUUGUUAAUGGAAUCAGGAUUUUACAGAUUUAUACCACAUCUUUUGAACUGCGGAUUUUCCCGCUUAUUUGAAAUGAAAGAAGGUGAUCCAUUAAUUACCAGAAAAAGGUUGACGGAAAGAAGACGCUUCCUCAUAUAUGAUAUUCAUUUCUUGCAUAUACUGUAUAAAUUAAGAUCCCGGCGCAGGCAAGUUUUCGGCCAUUGGAUCAACCAUUAUGCACUCGAGGCUUUAACUAAGUUGUGGCGUUCCAUCCCUGAUCCUCAUCUGAGUCAAAAAGAAAUUACAUUUGUUUUCAAAAGAAACCUUUUUGCUGUCACAGCCGAAGAAUUUCUUGAUGGGUAUGAGAGAAUAAUUGAUGACGUUCCUCCUGAACCUACACCAAGAUCUUUGAAGCAUAACUGCCGUAUAGUCAUUCGGAAAGCCAUGACUCUCAAUGUGCAGUUGCCACACGGAAUAAGCCAGUUGGGCCUACCUGCAAUUCUGGCAUCAUAUCUAAAGCUGGAAAGCUAAGCAUACUUGUACAUUCGUUGAGCAAAGA